Tetrapisispora phaffii CBS 4417 is the source of this 312-nucleotide messenger RNA. It is a transcript of the gene CMC2, whose product is annotated as Cmc2p. The record is from RefSeq and is a predicted model, not a curated record. Bases 1 to 312 code for a protein of 103 amino acids. The transcript is spliced from 2 exons. Gene Ontology annotation, cellular component: mitochondrion. NCBI's taxonomy places the organism in Eukaryota, Fungi, Ascomycota, Saccharomycetes, Saccharomycetales, Saccharomycetaceae.
AUGCAUCCACAAUUAGAACAAAAAAAAUUUCAUUCAUGUUUGGAUUUCAUAGAGGCUCUAGAUAAGUGCCACCAGAAAGGAUUCUACAAAAGAGUGUUCGGUGUCUGUAACAAUGAGAAAGAUGCCCUGACUGAAUGUUUGAAAGAAGCCAAAAGACAAGCUGUUGUCAGCACCAUACAAGAGAAGAAGGAAAAACGUAAAAAAGUUGAGGAGAAAUGGAAGCAGUUAGAAGCAGCAGAGUUUGGAGAAGACAUGAUAUUGAAGAAAAUCAUGGAGAAACACAACAUAUCUGAAUCAGAUCUCAUAAAAUAG